AUGCAGCAGUUUCCCAGUGGCCCUGAUGAGAUUCAAGUGCCGUGGGAGCAAGUGCCGAAAUAUUCCCUGGAUGCGCUUCCAGACCCUCCGGAUGAUUAUAUGUUUCUUGGGCGUCCUUACAAUAGUAACUGGAGCAAAAUCCGAACCCCCUUACUCUAUCAACUGAGAAUAUUCGCCAAACUCUUUCUAUGGGGAUUUGAAUGUGGCACGGAUUCAAAGGGCGCUAUUCACAAGUCCCUUGCUAAGCUCAAUUAUUAUAUGAGACCGGAGUAUCAAUUCCGCACGCAAGACGAAAUGUUCGACCUCUCACGAGACGGUGGCCCGCGACUUCUGCGAUACACAAUUAGACCUACACCCUUCCCGGUCAGCCGCCAUUACCCUGGGUUGCUAACGGAGGAUGAGAUGCGGCAGCUUGGAGCGGAACAUUAUGCCCGCCCAGCAGAUGCACCGGCGGAUUUGGACGACAAAUUCAUUUUUCAAUUCUUACUGCCACCCCACACGCCUAUGACUCUACCAGCAAUCCCUCAACCACCUCAGCUGAGCCAGCUUGUGGAGGGGGCCCAACAAUCACAGGCACCGGAGCCGCAAAAGUACAAAUAUCUGAACGAUUUCAACCCCAAUCCCGUCCGAGAGGCAAUUGAAAAGGCUAUGGUCAACCUUUGCUACAAGAAACUCGAGAGGCACCCUCAUGCACCGACCAUGGCCCCAGUGGGUACCCGGGUCGCCGUUUCUAACAAUGACCUGGGCAUUGUGCAGGUCGGCACUCAUACGACUGUUUCGGAGGUGCGAUUGAAUCCGCACACACAUAAGUUUGACCCGGCGGGAUUUCCAUUUCCAUAUCGUGGUCGUGGUCCCGUCUGGGCCGAUGGGUCGUGUGCCAUUGAUACCGUUAUCGUGAUUGGCAUGCUGACCCAGGCCGGUUGUACCAUGAUUGACCGGGAAAAUGGUAUGGAAGAGAAAUUCACGGAGAUUGAAAAGGCCUACAUCCAGGUGACCAACAUGAACUGGGAUGCCUUUGAUGACAAGGUGUCGAUUGAGCUUCGCCAUUCGUUUUACAAUCUCCUAUGUGACCAUAUACCCGACAUCAAACGGGGCGAGUCAGUCCCGCCCUGGGUGGUUUGGGCCGAAUCCACCAGGAACUUUGCGCAAUUUCAGGUCAAAUACUUUGAGGAACCGAAAGAUGCAUGCUCCAUGUGUGAAAGAGUGGAGACCGAACGCAUCCCCGUGGUUGGCAAUUGCUUGAAUCCAUACAAGCAGGAUGGAGAUAACCAAGGUGUUGAGAUGUCGAAGUUGAUUGAACGGGCGUGGAGUCUAGAGCCUAUUCACUACAGCUGUGGGUAUUGUCUUGAACCGAAGGGGCCGAGCAGGUUGAGAUACGUGACAGAACUCCCUCUUCGCUUGGUAGUCACCGCAGGUUCUAGUUUCCGUGUUCUGGGCCACACCCAAAACCAGAAACUUGUUUACAGGGACGCGGACGGAAACAUCCAGACAGCGGUCUAUCGCUGGAUGGGCGGAGUCUACUACAAAAACGAUCAUGUCCGGGUCUUCUGGAACGACAGUGAAAGAGGCGAGUUUGACAUGGGCAACCUCCGCAAGUACGACGGCCAAGAUGCAGGGGGAGUCAUCAUCGGUAAUGUUUCGCCGUACUCACGAGAGGAACGAGUUGCGCCCGAGUGGCUCCAGGAGGGCCUUCCCGUCGCAAUGUACGAGCUCGUCAUCAACCCAAGCCAGGACAUGUUGCACGCCGCGGCGGAGACUAUCACCGAGAUGUCCAACCUCAUCGCUCAGGAUAAGCCCUUCCUCGUUCAGCAUUACCCUUGGUUUCCGCUCGUCGAGCGCAAGUCGCCUUACCUCCCUCUGGAGCGCAUCCUCCCUGACACCGGCGAGCGAUACUACGAGAAGGCUCUCACACCAACGCCAGAAGUGCAACAGCCGCAGAACACCGACAUGAAUGAAGUCCUGGCCGAACAGCUCGCCGAAUGGAGAAUGCAAUCCGGCACCGACGUCUUAGAAAGUCUGAACGCCGAAAUGGAACAAAUGGAUCCCGGUCUUCUCCAACGCCUCGCACACAGCGAGCCUCUCUUCAGCUCAUUCAACGACGACCCGAACGACCUCAUCAAUCAUCUGGAAAUGUGGCCCGAGGCCGCGCCCCCACAAGAAGGUGGUACAACUACAUUCCCCAAUCUUCCCAAAACCCCGACCAUGCCCAGUGCUCCGGGUGCUCCGGGUGCUUCGAAGAGUCCGUACUGGAAUUGGAUCAAUUUGUCUCCGAACAAGAACGCCAAGGCAGGCGGGUUUAGAAGUCCUGGCGAGAAAACGGUGACGGUGGUGAAUAUUCGUGAUGAUUGUCGUGUUGGUCCGUCGCCGUACCAGUUGUACAAGGUUCCUGUCAAGUCUAUCAAGGCUGCGAUGAGGCGACUUAGUGCGGCGCAGCUGCAGAGUCGGAGUCUGCCGAAGAAGAGGUCGAGAUUGGAGGAGUUGAAGGAUGAUGAAGCGGGCAAUAAGAGGACGAUGAGGAAAAGUAAGAGGUGA
Penicillium subrubescens is the source of this 2532-nucleotide messenger RNA. RefSeq lists its product as uncharacterized. Lineage: Eukaryota; Fungi; Ascomycota; Eurotiomycetes; Eurotiales; Aspergillaceae. The transcript has a single exon. The record is from RefSeq and is a predicted model, not a curated record. Bases 1 to 2532 code for a protein of 843 amino acids.